Messenger RNA from Boeremia exigua, 1445 nucleotides. Its product is annotated as ribose-5-phosphate isomerase. Gene Ontology annotation, cellular component: intracellular membrane-bounded organelle. Gene Ontology annotation, biological process: D-ribose metabolic process; pentose-phosphate shunt, non-oxidative branch. The record is from RefSeq and is a predicted model, not a curated record. Bases 196 to 1275 code for a protein of 359 amino acids. The transcript has a single exon. Gene Ontology annotation, molecular function: ribose-5-phosphate isomerase activity. Lineage: Eukaryota; Fungi; Ascomycota; Dothideomycetes; Pleosporales; Didymellaceae.
GUUGCAUCUGUGAACUGAAGGUGAUGAUCACUAAGCACGUGGGGGUGGGGCGUCGCGUCAUCGGCAGGAGCUCUCCCCUGUCGCGUCGCCUCGAGCUUCCUCGCCAUCCGACUCGUUGCGAACAGCAAAUAGGCUGAAUUGUGGCAGCAUCUCGUGACGGAGUGCAAUUGCUCAUAAGGAAGCAAUUGCAGUUCGAUGCGCCCCUCAUUGCAUAUCGUACGACGCACGCAGCAAUUGCGAAGCACCCGCCUGCCCCUCCGAGCUGAAGCAAUUGCGGGGCCAUCUUUUCUGCCCCUCAACACCACAGUCACAUCGCGCCUGCCCCUCGCCACGCAUAGCAGCAGCCCACACACGUGUAGUCAGCACACCACAACACCCUCACUCCGCCGUCACUUCUCUACCACGCCUGCACUCCACACCGCCAUGACCGACACCACCGUCGAAGCCGCCAAGCGCGCGGCCGGGCAGCAGGCCGUUGCCGACCACUUUGACCCCGAGGCGACAUACGUAGGCAUCGGGUCCGGCACAACUAUCGUGUACGUGGUCGAGGCCAUCAAAGAGCGCUCGACCAACCCCGCGAUCCGCUUCGUGCCCACGGGCUACCAAUCGCGCCAGGUCAUCAUCAACGCGGGCCUGACACCCGUCGCCUUCGACAGCCUGCCAGACAGCGUCAUGCUGGACGUCGCCUUCGACGGCGCCGACGAGGUCGAUGCAGAGCUGAACUGCAUCAAGGGCGGCGGCGCCUGCCUCUUCCAGGAGAAGCUCGUCGCCGAGCGCGCGAAGAAAUUUGUCUGCGUUGCCGACUACCGCAAGCGCCAGGACCGCCUUUUGACCAACUGGCCCACCAUCCCCAUCGAGAUUGCGCCCCUCGCCCAGAACAAGGUCGCCGCUGCCCUGCGCCAGCUCGGCUCGACAGACCCCAAGCUGCGCAUCACCCAGCUCGAGAAGUCGGGGCCCCUUAAGACAGAUCAGGACUUCUACAUCAUCGACGCCAAGUUCCCUGCGCUGCUGACGCGCAGCGAUGUUGAGCACGGCAAGGGCAAGGGCGAUGGCUCCGAUGGCACGUGGGAGGUCAACAACAUCGCGCGCGCGAUCAAGGGCCUGACUGGCGUGCUCGAAGUCGGCAUCUUCUCCGGCUUGAACGGGCUGGACGCGCAGGCGCUGCGGGCCAAGGGCGGCGAGGCGGCUGUCGGCGGCGGCCAGGUGCCGGUGGCUGUGUACUUUGGCAUGCAGGACGGCACUGUGGUUGUGCGGACCGCCGACGGCGAGCGAUAGGGCGAUCCCGCGGAUGAGUCGCGCACGCCGAUGCCUGAGUGGCGCAUCACAUAGAUGGGCACGAGAUGUUGUCUGAUCACGUAGCGUUGUCGGGCUGUAGACUUCGGAGUGUGGAAGGCACCACCAUGGUCACGUAUGAACAUUCACAGCAUCAAUAGCACAAAGCGUAA